Oncorhynchus kisutch (coho salmon) is the source of this 881-nucleotide messenger RNA. Its product is annotated as 40S ribosomal protein S13-like. The record is from RefSeq and is a predicted model, not a curated record. Gene Ontology annotation, molecular function: structural constituent of ribosome; small ribosomal subunit rRNA binding. Bases 392 to 847 code for a protein of 151 amino acids. The transcript is spliced from 6 exons. Gene Ontology annotation, cellular component: ribosome; cytosolic small ribosomal subunit; nucleolus. Gene Ontology annotation, biological process: translation. Lineage: Eukaryota; Metazoa; Chordata; Actinopteri; Salmoniformes; Salmonidae.
UCCUGGAGAUCUAUAGUCUUGUAGGUUUUCGUCCAACCCAAAUGUAGCGUAUCUGAUUCAGCUAGUUAAGGUCUUGUUGAAGGGUAAUUAAAAUAAUAAGGUGUGUUUUAGGGUAGGACUGAAAACCCACAAGAUGGAAGAUCUCCAGGAAGAGGGUUGGGCAGCUCUGAUUUAAACCAUCUGAUGCUAUUUUACGUUUCAUAACAAAAAAGUAAUCCAUGCCGUGGUCGAUAUGAAACACAAUUUAAAUGAGUCCUACCAUAGAUAGACUGUAAAAAGAUCACACAUACAAUAAAUAAUCUUUCUUCAGGACACGUCACUUCCGAUUCAAAGUUUUACUUCCGAAAAGCCGCACAUUUUCUCCCUCUUUCUUUUCGCUUAGAACGCCAUCAUGGGUCGCAUGCACGCUCCUGGCAAGGGCCUGUCCCAGUCUGCACUUCCCUACAGGCGCAGUGUGCCCACCUGGCUGAAGGUUACAUCUGAUGACGUUAAAGAGCAGAUCUUCAAGCUCGCCAAGAAGGGUCUUUCUCCCUCUCAGAUUGGUGUGAUCCUUAGGGACUCUCAUGGUGUUGCCCAGGUGCGCUUCGUCACUGGAAACAAGAUCCUGAGGAUCCUCAAGUCCAAGGGCCUGGCCCCUGACCUGCCUGAGGAUCUGUACCACCUCAUCAAGAAGGCUGUUGCUAUAAGGAAGCAUCUGGAGAGGAACAGAAAGGACAAGGAUGCCAAGUUCCGUCUGAUUCUCACUGAAAGCAGAAUCCACAGAUUGGCCCGUUACUACAAGACCAAGAGAGUUCUCGCUCCCAACUGGAAGUACGAAUCCUCUACUGCUUCUGCUCUGGUGGCAUAAGUCAUUUUCACAAAUAAAGAUCCAUUUGGAAGGA